AUGUUGCUUGCAAUUUCAAGUUUAAAUGGAAUACCAGUCCACAAGCGUAUGAUACACCCAAUUCCACCAUGGGAACUGUUUGAGCCCCUAAUUGAUCUCCAUGUAUACAAUAAUUCAUUCGGUAAAGACCUCACAACUAAACAAAUCGAUAGCAACCUCACUGCAGAAAUGUAUGAUAAAUACAAUGGAUACUGUAAACUAUACACCGAUGGCUCAGUAAAAAAUGGAAAAAAAGGUUGUGCAAUUAUCCAUGACGACCAAACUUUCAUGUACCGUCUACCAGACUUUACUAACAUCUUUUCUUGCGAAGUAAUAGCAAUCCAAAAAAGCAAUCGAUCAUAUAAUCAAGAACAACAUCCAAAAAGCCAUAAUUUUAACUGA
Messenger RNA from Cotesia congregata, 381 nucleotides. NCBI's taxonomy places the organism in Eukaryota, Metazoa, Arthropoda, Insecta, Hymenoptera, Braconidae. The record is from the annotation of a GenBank genome assembly.